Messenger RNA from Galendromus occidentalis (western predatory mite), 2961 nucleotides. RefSeq names its product FERM, ARHGEF and pleckstrin domain-containing protein 1-like. Gene Ontology annotation, cellular component: cytoskeleton. The coding region runs from base 1 to 2961 and encodes 986 amino acids. Gene Ontology annotation, molecular function: guanyl-nucleotide exchange factor activity. The transcript has 2 exons. The record is from RefSeq and is a predicted model, not a curated record. NCBI's taxonomy places the organism in Eukaryota, Metazoa, Arthropoda, Arachnida, Mesostigmata, Phytoseiidae.
AUGGAGCUCACGGUACCGCCGGAGCCAGAAUCGGAAGCAGGCAAACCAGACGGCAAGAAUGAUUUCGCUGUUGACGUGAAAUUCUUGGACGAUUCCGUGAAAACGUUCCAAUUGUCGCUCAAGGAAGAGGGUCAGAUCCUAUUCGACCAAGUCUGCCACUACCUCAAUUUGGCCGAAAAAGACUAUUUCGGCCUCGGCUACCAGGACACGCAAGGAGUCCGCUACUGGCUCGACUACGGUAAACGAAUGGGCGAUCAGCUCGGACUAGCCAAUAGGAAUCAGCCCCUGAUGGAGUUCGAAGUGAAGUUCUACGUGCCCGAUCCCACUCAACUCGAAGAGGAGUACACCCGGUACCUGUUCGCUCUACAAAUCAAAAAGGAUCUCGCUCUGGGAGAUCUCGUCGCGGAAUCUGAAAACGUCAUCGCUCUCCUCUGUUCGUACGUUGUUCAAGCUACAUUCGGUGAUUACGUUCACAGCGAAUGCGGUGACGGCGAAUAUCUGUCGAAAACGAAAUUCACACCCAAACAAACGCGGCGUUUCGAAGAGCUCGUGAUGAGCUAUCACAAAAAGCACGUCGGCCAGUCACCGUUCGAUGCCGACUUGAACCUUUUGGACCACGUCCGAAAAUGUGAGCUCUACGGCGUCAAGAUAGUGAGCGCACGAGACAACGGACAGGUCGUUCUCAACCUUGCCGUGGCGCACAUGGGCAUUCUCGUUCUGCAGAGUUCGACGCGAAUCAACACGUUCUCAUGGUCGACGAUACGGAAAUUGAGCUUCAAACGCAAGAGGUUCCUCAUCAAGUUCCAUCCCACCGAAGGUUACGGCUACUACAAGAAAGUCGAGGAGUUCACGUUCGAUUCGAGGAACGCAGCAAAGAGCUUCUGGAAGCGCUGCGUUGAAAACUACUGUUUCUUCAGAUUGAGCGAACUGCCGAAGGCUCCCGUCAGACGAAACACAACGAAAAUCUUCUCCAAAGGUUCCUCGUUCCGCUACUCGGGUCGCACCCAACAGCAAGUGCUCGAGUUCGCACGCGACGCAUGCGAGCCGUCGCGGGGCGCAGCGUUCCGUAGGACUCUGACCCUCCGCCAAGGCUGGCCAUCGAUCGGGAAGCACUCCGUAGACGCUCCGAGUCGGGGUAGCGCCUACAUCACCGCGACCCCACCCCCCGCGUCUACGUCGUCACCGAUCGUGGAAGAAAAACGAUUAGCUCGAGAAGAUCAACACCGGAGAUCGCUGACCUCGAGGAGUGACCACGGGAAUUCCCGUCCACAGAGCUUGCGGCUAAUCGCAGAGACGAACCGAGUCGGGAACUUCUUGGCCGACGACGGCCCGGCCAGGAACCUGUUCCUGGAACUGCACUCGUCGCCAACGCAAACCCCGUCGAACAACAGCAGACCGAAUUCAUUGCAAGUCGAGGAGACUAGCUACUACGUGUCUAAAGAAUUGCUCAUGACCGAACGCACGUAUAAACGCGACCUGGAGAUCAUAACUUUUUGGUUCCGUAAUCAUUUCGACAAGACAAUCGGGUGUCAGCAAUCGGAGGACGAGAACUCGGUCGCGGACGUAGCUUUCAUUCAACAGCUUUUCGCCAAUUUAGAACCGAUGUUCAAACAUCACUGUCAUCUCUUGAGGGACUUAGAACAUCGGAUAGCUGCCAUGGAGGGGCGACCAGUGACCGGAGUCAACCCGGUGAGCCUGGAGGAUGUCGGGAGUCUUCUCUGGGAAUACUGCGACCUUCUCGUUCCGAUUUAUCAAGAGUACGCGAGCAAACUGCUCAGCUUACUGGAAGCGUACGAGGAAGCGUUCAACUCAAGCGCCAGCUUCCGUUGUAGCAUCGAGAGUUUCGAGAUGCAUAAAUCGUGUUACGUGCCCCUCACGCUACUCUUCACCAGACCGCUCCACAGACUGUCUCACUACGCGCGCACUUGCUCGAAAUUGGCCAAGUGUUACCACGCCAACCAUCCGGACAGCAUACACUGUCGGAAUGUCAUCCAAAAACUGAAACCGGUCAUCACGCCGAUGAACAGCGAAGCUCAGAAAACGAAGAACCGGGUGAAGCUCAUGGAGCUCGAGCGCGAUCUCAAGGACGUGGACGGAAUUCGCAAGAAGCAGUUCCUGCUCGAAGGCUGCCUACUGAAGCUCUCGAAAAAGGGGUUCCAGCAGCGGAUGUUCUUCCUGUUCGACGAUUGCCUCGUGUUCGCUGACCGAUGUCCCGACAGUCCAGGUUUAAAGUUCAAAGCUCGCGGCCAAGUACAGCUGAGAGGCGUUGUGGUGGAGGCCAGUGAAGCGCGAAUGGGAAACGAAUACUGCUUCACACUUUACGCCCCUCAGCGCGCACUGACGUUGGCCGCACCUUCGGAAGAUCAACGACGCCGCUGGCUGACUGCUAUCCAGCGAGCCGUGGACGCGUGCUCUUUCCCUGAUGAAGAAAUUCACGUGUACAGCACGCUUCGUUCCUGUUCUUCGUCGGAUAACAUCGUGGUCAACGGCAGCACCGUCAACAACAACAACAGUAUCAACAACAAGAACAAUAAUAAUAAUCAAUAUCUCCAUCUUAACAAGAGCAACCAAUACCCUCGUUGUAACACAACCCUUCAUGUUUGCUGGCUUCGUCAAGUGAGCGCCGCCCGGGACGAUUACGAGAAGGCCGGUCUCACCCAGUGCAUGUCCGGAUACCUUCUGCGUAAAUUCAAGCAUUCGACCGGCUGGCAGAAAUUGUGGAUAGUUUUCAGCGACUUCAGCUUGUUCUUCUAUAAGUCAUACCAGGACACGACGCCGCUCGCUUGCUUGCCACUGCUUGGUUAUAGUGUUGGUUUUCCGGAUGCGGCAGAUAACAUUGACAAGUCCUUUGUAAUUAAGCUACAGUUCAAGUCGCACACGUAUUUCUUCCGAGCCGAGAGCGAGUACACUUUCCAGCGAUGGCUCGAAACCAUUAGGACGGUCAUACACGAUCCUAACUGA